CUCUCGGGACAUUGACAAUUGAUAUCUGGUCGCCAUUAUGGGUUUCUACAAGUACACUGCUUUUGCUCUUCUCGCUCUGCGUGCUGUCAGCGUCUUUGCUGCCGAUGCUGUCGAAGAAGAGCUCGAAAGUCCUCCCACAACCCCCAAUCUCGCUGUUUCCGUGUCUGCCUCCUUCCCGUCGUCCGAGGUCUUCGGUGUCAAGCUCAUCAAUGGGCACGCGACAAAAGCUGUGUUGGACUUCACAAAUAACGAGGCCGAGCCAGUCACAAUAGCUGUCAUUGGAGGAGCUCUGUCUACUUUACAGCCAUUGCCCGAGGGAACUCAUCCUAGCGCUGGCAUUGUUCGCAAUAUCACUGCUACUCGUUACGAUGUCUCCAUUCCUGCUGGAGAGAAGCAGAGCCUCCCCUUUACUUUCACCACCGACCUUCACCCACAAGAUCUCCGUCUCAACUUGAUCGCCGUUAUCGGCAGCGUUGCUGGAGAGGUCUACCAAAUUCAGGCAUACAAUGAAACUGUUACCGUCGUUGAGCCAGCUACUUCCAUCUUCGACCCUCAAAUCAUUUUCCUUUACCUCUUCCUCCUCGCAGCAUUCGCUGGUACCCUCUACUUCGUAUACAAGACCUGGAUCGAGGCCCUCUUCCCACAAACCAAGCGCGGAGGCAAGGGUGGAGAGCGCGCCAAGCGAUCAUCUGCAGGUUCCAAGAAGGCUGUUCCAGUUGAUGAGCAAGUCUCUGUCAUUGGUGCCGAUGGACCAGCUGUCACUACCGGUGCUGAAGCCCAGAAGGCAUAUGAUGAGAGCUGGAUCCCCGAGCACCACUUGAACCGACCAUCCGCCAAACGUGUCAAGAGCGGCGCAUCAUCGAAGACCAAGGCUCGUGCCGAGUAAAUUGACGAUCAAGAUUUCGAUUGGGCACACUUCACUGUUGUAUUCUCAUGCAACUUGAUGGGAGGAACGGUUGAAACUGUAUCUUAAAUACUGGUUGAUAUGGGAGGAUGCAUAUGGUGGCGCAGGGGGGAAAGAAAAGCAUGUGUACAAUACAACAAAAGUCAAUCUGUCACAAGUUCGAAUUUGUGAGAGAUGAAUUGUGAAUUAAAAUGCCUCGAUGCUAACCAUACUUGCAACUGAACAAGGCUGUCUGUCAAUCUUGGUUCGCUAUUAGAACUUAUGGGCCCAUCC
Mollisia scopiformis is the source of this 1177-nucleotide messenger RNA. RefSeq lists its product as uncharacterized. Gene Ontology annotation, cellular component: endoplasmic reticulum membrane; endoplasmic reticulum. Bases 38 to 886 code for a protein of 282 amino acids. The record is from RefSeq and is a predicted model, not a curated record. The transcript is spliced from 3 exons. NCBI's taxonomy places the organism in Eukaryota, Fungi, Ascomycota, Leotiomycetes, Helotiales, Mollisiaceae.